CCGAGGGGUUGCAGACUCCUUACGAUCCGCUGCCAGUCCUGGUUCUACUCGAUGGUUCAAGGUUUGGGCGUCCGUCUGCCCCGUGUGAAGACAUCACACCGAUGGCGCUGGGCUUGUCCUCCGAGUCGCCAUCGAUCCCACAGCGUGCAUGUACUUGGCACGCUUUGCACUGCCUCUUCCACUCCUCCAACUUGCGCUGCAUAUACCUUUCCAUUCCUCAUGUUUCGCUGGUUUCGUGCGCCAUCUGCUCCAGACGAGAUCUAUGCGUCCAGUCUCCAGACGCUCUAUCUGGGCCACGCUCUCUGGUACCCCGAGCCGCACGAGUCGGGAGAGCCUCAGAUCGGCGAUGUGGGCUUCAUCAGCGAGGGAGCGUUCAUCAGGCUGUUCAACCUCGACACCUCUGCUCCCGAGAAAGAAGUCAAGUUCUGGAACCCGCCAUACAAGAUCACCGAGCCCGUGCAUCCAGACGUAUUCAAGGUCGACCGUAGACAUCGGCCGCUUGUUCCAGGAAACUAUCGUAGUAAUGGGGUGGAGAGCAAGGAGAUGCAUGCCUCUGCGGACAUGUGAGUGCGCUAACCAAUCCGACGAGCGCAUUCCUGCUGACAGUUUGCAGAACGGCUGGUCCCAACGUAUCUGCAACUCUCGAAGCCAGCUACACAUGCAAGGCAGCGCAAGGCGCGGUUCUCGUCCUCAAGAGCGAAGCGCAUGCCGAGAGAAUAUUCGAGGAUCGUCGGCUAACGAAUUACAUCCUCCAGAACCACGACAAGUGGUGUGCAUACGUCAGGGACGACCUCUUCAAGAAUGUAAGCCCGGAAGACAUCGUCGUAGUCAGCGGGUGGGUCAAGACUGGAGCGGACUGGGCGGCGGUCGCCUUCGGCAACACGAGUACAACCUCCAGUGCUUCGGUGGAAGGUCGUGCUGGCGGCGUUGCCGGGGUCGGAGUUGGCGGAUCACACUCGAAGUCCGUUACGGGUCCGAGGGUGGAGCGACAGGGUCAGAACUUCCUGGCGAAAUCCUCUAGUUCUCCUUCCACCGAGGCGAAGCGAGACCAGUCCGUCUUCGUGAAGCGACUGAUGAUACGAAAGCGACUGGGAGUUCUGCGGAAGGUCGUCGCGGGGGCGGGCUAUGAUCGACUGCCAGGUCCGGGCGAUGGACGAGGGGCAUCGGGAGCAGUGGGAGCCGCAGUGCAGGAUGAUAAUGAUGAGGGCGAAGCAGACGUCCUGAAACUUGGGAGUGAGGUACGUGUUUCA
Messenger RNA from Phanerochaete carnosa HHB-10118-sp, 1250 nucleotides. RefSeq lists its product as uncharacterized. The record is from RefSeq and is a predicted model, not a curated record. The transcript has a single exon. NCBI's taxonomy places the organism in Eukaryota, Fungi, Basidiomycota, Agaricomycetes, Polyporales, Phanerochaetaceae. Bases 220 to 567 code for a protein of 115 amino acids.